GAUACACGCCUCGCCUUAUUGAAGAUAGAAAGAUUGGGACUAUAAAAGCGUCGUCUGGCUGCACAUCACGGGACAAGCAAGUUUCUUUCGAGUGGAUAAGGAUUUCUGCUAGAAGUAAUGUGGAGUCAACGAUCAACCGGAAUAUAAGUUACAAAAAUACAAGUUGUUCAACAGAUUCUGAAUGCGGACAUUACAAUGGUAUAGAGUAUACAUCAAUCAUUUAUGCCAAGCCUAGUGAGAACGGGAAUUUCUAUCUGAAAGUUGCAAUGGUAUAUGGAAAUGAACGAAUUGAGUCGCGCAAAUCUGCUUUAAAAUACACGAUUGAUGGAAAAGACAAUAAUAAUGAAAAAAGGUCUUUUCGCCAGAUUUCUGGAUUUUAUGCAGUUUUUAUUAUUGUUCCUGUCUUUAUUGUUGCUUGUGUUAUUAUUUAUAAGCAUCGUAAAUGUGGACCUCUUAAAGAAUGCAGAAAACUUAUAAACAAUCAUAACCAGGCAGGAAAUGAAAAGAGUGAAGAAGAGACAAACCAUAUGGAACAAGAUACACUGUGUUCAACAGAGAAAAUAAAGAGGCAAAAACAGAAGUUGAUUGCAGAACUCAAAGAGCUGCUACCAACAAAAACUCAAAAGGGGAAGGAUGCCAUAAAUUAAGGCCAAAACACAAAAUGAUAGACGGGACGUUUUUGAUACUUGUGUAAGUGGAUUUAAUUAAAGCAAAAAAAGGGUUUUUGGAAAAUAAUUUACAAGACAUAAAGGCUGCUCUUUUGGU
Messenger RNA from Ruditapes philippinarum (Manila clam), 765 nucleotides. RefSeq lists its product as uncharacterized. The transcript has 6 exons. Lineage: Eukaryota; Metazoa; Mollusca; Bivalvia; Venerida; Veneridae. The record is from RefSeq and is a predicted model, not a curated record. The annotation marks the transcript as partial.